AUGCUGCUAGAGCGAGGAGCCGAUGUCAAUGCCCAGGGUGGAUUUCACGGAAAUUCGCUUCAGGCAGCUUCUUCUCAAGGACACGACGAAAUCGUGCAGAUGCUGUUAGCAAGAGGGGCUGAUGUCAACGCCGAGGGUGGAGAAUACGGAAAUGUGCUGCACGCUGCUUGUUCUUUUGGACAUGAUAAGGUCGUGCAGAUGUUGUUGGGAAGAGGAGCCGAUGUCAAUGCCGAGGGUGGAGAAUCCGGAAAUGCGCUCCAGUCAGCUUCUUUCGAAGGACACGACGAAAUCGUGCAGAUGCUGUUGCAAAAAGGAGCCGAUGCCAAUUCCCAGCUUCUUUUCAAGGACACGACAAGAUCGUGCAGAUGCUAUUAG
Molecule: messenger RNA, 375 nt
Organism: Penicillium nucicola
Lineage: Eukaryota; Fungi; Ascomycota; Eurotiomycetes; Eurotiales; Aspergillaceae
Product: ankyrin repeat domain-containing protein
Exons: 2
Coding region: 1-375 (124 amino acids)
Molecular function (GO): protein binding
Source: RefSeq, a predicted model, not a curated record